GAAGGUAUACGCGUGCAUGGAUACACGAACACGCACACGGACCGAAAAGAGAAAGAAAAUAAGAGGGAGGUAGAAGGAAGAAGGCCGGCAGUAGACAAGAGGAGUGGUAGAGGAGCACGAAGAAGCAAGUUGGCAGAGACAGCGUCGAGAGAAGUGGUGGUCGUGGUCGGUCGGUUGGUCGGUGGCAGUUCGAGUCUGUCGUCAGGUCGAGAGACGUGUGGUUAGGAUCGACUCGUUGGCAACGUUCUCUCCGUGCUUCUACGUUUUUCUCCUUAUCUCCGUUGAAUUUCUCGCCAGCCGAAUGAAAUUGUGCAAUCGAGGCCUACGUUCACGACGUCUCUCAAUAUGGGUUAAAUGGUGUUUUUCGGACGUGACUCGACAAGAUCGACGAUCCGAUUCUACCUGUUGUGCGCAAACUUCGAUCGCCUGUGUAUUUCCAAGUGAAAAGUAGUGCGUGUAUCGUGUAAGUUUUUGCCGGAACGCAUCCUACCGAUCGAACGACAUUCGUUUAUUCGUGUACUCGUUUCUCUCGCUCUACGUUCCGUAUAUAGCUCUAGGAGGGAAUCGAAAGGAAUAUUGCUCGUUGCAAGUAAAGAAGGAAAGAAUAGGAGUGGCGGCAAGUUAGUUUAUCGGAAUCGAAUGAACCGUAUGCGUCGACGACGACGUCGAAGACGAGAACGACGGUAAUACGUAGUCGCUGAUGAUAGCGCAACGAAACACGGAUAAUGCGGCAACUACGUGACCGACCGAGCAACAUUCACCAGUGCGAGAGAUCAACCUCGACCUCCAAACGUUUUGCCGACAGUGUAGUCUCCAAGAGUUUACGCUUUGGAGGGACAAGAAAUAUUCAGGAAUGCCAUCCUUUUCCCUAUACUUACUUGGAAGACUGUGAUGCCGCGAUCGUAGAAAACUUUGUUCGUUCGAUUUCUACGAAAAGAUUCUUACGUAGGUCCGCGAGAAACCGUUAAUCGAGACUAGAUUGGAUCGAGCGAAGUAGGACAAAGUGCAAUAAUCCUACUUAAGGACAAAUUCGUGCCGUGUAUUUCUUCUAUCUUUUCGAUGCGCGGGCAAGAUCAAGAAUCUUCGGAAAGCGUUGCUGGAUCGGGAACAAAAGUCGUUGCUUCGAUCGAUCGAGCGUUCGAUUUUAAAUACGCGUAGACUAUUUUUCCUAUCUGCAUAAUUUACCUGGAUACUACCAUUCCGCGGUAGCAUAGUAUUACUGAGAAAGGCUGCAAUGAAAACUAAGUACCUUAUAACGUACCAAAUAAAUGCGAAAUAGGUCGUUCGUUUUGAUAAGAAUUUUAAGGAAACGUACAUAUUACGCGGGAGACGUCGGAAGAAUUUACAAAGAACUAGUUAAUCCGAUGUGAUUUGUCCUUUCUAUUUCUCCGUAUUCUCCGUAUUACGUUUGCAGAAAAAAUAAGAAAAUUCAACGAAGAUACGAAUUCCGUUUGUCGUUGGACGGUAAUCGACUGCAUCGAACAGCAGGGAAGAUCAGCGAAAGAACAGCCAUGACUUUGGAUCGAUCGGACGAGCAAGGGCGCAUUUAGAAUACAGAAAGAGUCGUCGAGGUAUGUGCAACAAGUUAAGGGGAAGCACGUGACUGUUAGCUGCUAAAGCAAACAUCCGAGCAACAUAGAUAAAGUUGGAAGCGACGACCGCGAAACUUGAGGUACGCGCGCGCACAAGAAAAUAUGUACCUAUACUUGUACGUUCUCUUCCUGGCGAGUCGUGAGAAAAAACUCGCUGGCCGAGUUUAAAGGAAACGUCGAACAUCGGAAUCGGCCGGUUGGUUAUGAAUUACGGAAGUAAGAAAAAAAUAGGAAAAACAAAAAGUGUACAUUGAAUUUCGUGAUCGUACGUUGCCGAACUUAUCGUCGAUGCGCCUAUGCCACGUACUCCGAAACGAUAUAGGAAAUUUGCUCGAGUUUCCUAAAUAAUCUUAUCUUCGCGGAAGGGUGUAAAACCUUGAAUGACUUUUCCAUUCUGCGGGUUUGUGUUUCGCUCGUCCGACGAGAGGACGAGACAAAUGCCCGUCGCUUCGGAAGAUUGGGUCCCGCACCCGGCUAAAAUAACCAGUUCCAUUACUACCGUCAAAGGUACCACUAUCCAAAGUACUACCACAGCUUGGAUGUCGCCGUACAGCAGAGCAUCUCCGUCCGAACGUCCAACUUCCAACAACAACAACAAUAAUGGAGUUGUUAUACUCGAAGGAUGUAGACCACCUGCUGCCACCACCGCUAGAAGGUUUCUCAGGUGGUUUAGCAGACUUGGUCAACCACCAAUCGGAAAAUCAGGGGUGCUGGAGAUGGCGGCCACAGAGAGCACGAUCCGUUUCAGCGGCCAUACAUUGGACAAAGCUACAAAGGCCAAGGUAACGUUGGAGAAUUACUACAGUAAUCUGAUAGCUCAGCACAUCGAGCGAAAGCAAAGGCUCGCGAAAUUAGAGGAAUCGUUGAAAGACGAAGGUCUGUCGGAACAACAGAAGCAGGAGAAACGGUUGCAGCAUGCUCAGAAAGAAACUGAGUUUCUUCGUUUGAAACGUUCCCGACUUGGCGUCGAAGAUUUCGAGCCUCUCAAAGUUAUCGGCAGAGGUGCUUUCGGAGAGGUAAGACUCGUGCAAAAGAAGGAUACCGGGCACGUGUAUGCGAUGAAAAUUUUAAGAAAAGCCGACAUGCUGGAAAAAGAGCAAGUGGCGCACGUCAGGGCGGAAAGAGACGUCCUAGUGGAAGCGGAUCAUCAAUGGGUCGUAAAAAUGUAUUAUAGUUUUCAAGAUCCUAUAAAUUUAUAUUUAAUCAUGGAGUUUCUUCCAGGCGGUGACAUGAUGACGUUGCUGAUGAAGAAAGAUACGCUUUCCGAAGAGUGCACGCAAUUUUAUAUUUCGGAGACAGCGUUAGCGAUCGACUCUAUACAUAAACUGGGAUUUAUUCAUAGAGAUAUCAAACCGGACAAUCUGUUAUUGGAUGCACGAGGUCAUAUAAAACUCUCUGAUUUUGGAUUAUGCACGGGUCUGAAAAAGUCCCAUAGAACCGAUUUCUACAGAGAUCUCAGCCAAGCAAAGCCUUCGGAUUUCAUGACAUCGUGCGGAAGCGGAAGUGGCGGCGCGAUGGAUAGUAAAAGAAGAGCAGAAAGCUGGAAAAGAAAUAGGAGAGCUUUGGCUUACAGUACAGUAGGAACACCCGAUUACAUAGCUCCGGAAGUAUUUUUACAAACAGGUUAUGGACCUGCUUGUGACUGUUGGUCCUUGGGAGUUAUCAUGUACGAGAUGCUCAUAGGAUAUCCUCCAUUCUGCAGUGAAAAUCCCCAAGAAACUUACCGGAAGGUUAUGAAUUGGAGGGAAACCUUAGUUUUUCCACCAGAAGUUCCCAUUAGCGAGGAAGCUAAAGAUACUAUAAUCAGGUUUUGUUGCGAAGCCGAUAGAAGAUUAGGUGCGCAAAGAGGUAUAGAAGAACUUAAACUAGCCCCUUUCUUCCGUGGCGUCGAUUGGGAACAUAUCAGAGAAAGGCCAGCAGCGAUUCCGGUCGAAGUACGUUCUAUCGACGAUACUUCCAAUUUCGACGAAUUUCCCGAUGUGAAAUUGGAGAUACCAUCCGCGCCAAUGCCUCAAGAUGGGGAGGUAAUAUACAAGGACUGGGUAUUCAUUAAUUACACGUUCAAACGAUUCGAAGGUUUGACGCAACGAGGCACGCCAACCAAGAAAUAGCAACACUCUAUUUCUUGCUCGGUUUCGACCAGUCAGCAGCCUGACGCAACUGGAAUUCCGGCCUUGGUACAUAACCCGUACCCUCCGAUGUCAUCAACGGCAUCUCGAACGGAUGGUUGAUUCGUUUUAUCUUCUGAAUACGGUCCAGUCAAUCAUCGGCAGUCAGACGCUUUUACAUGUACAUACGUGAAGUGAAAUAGUCACGACGUACGUACAUAGGUACACGUUAUCGUAUGAAAAUGCGAAAGAAGAAUUAGAAAAGAAAGAAGAGGUAAAAGGACAAGAAAGAACAUGACAAAGACGAUAAAAAACGUCGUGUUGUUUUAGGACAAAGGACAAAAAGAAAAAAAAAAAACGGAGUGAUAAAUAUUCCGGAGACGAGCAGGUGCAAAAAUCGUUGCACAUGUGAUAAGGAAGAACCGAAAUAUUUUCAUGCGCACUGUAACGUUUUUAGCGAUGUCGCAAUUAUAAAACACGUUUGUUUUUCGUUCUAUCGUGAAUACUGUUUCCAUCCGAUCUUCGAUGCGUAGCAUAAUAAGAUCUCUUUCUCUUCCUUCCUCCCUCCUCUCUUUCUCUAUCUUUCUUUUUAUAGUAAAAACAUUAAUGAUAGGAGCAAAGAUGGAGCCUCGGUCCCGUGAUUCUCGCAGAAUGUGUAUAAUCUUUGUAUACCGUUUCGGUCGAUGUCUUUCUCUGUCUAACGAAGCACUGCUUUAGCUCUCGUUUUCAGCUCUCUUUUAAACGUUGUAUUUAUAGCUAGUACUGUGAUAUAAUAUUGUUUAAAAGUUUUGUAUAAAAAUUACCGUUUUGUCUGUUAAUGAUUACUGAACUUUACGAAUGUUGUAUUCUGUUCGAUUAUGCUUAGGUUCCGUUCAAAAAAUUUAAAUAUUUGUUGGUAUAAAAAAGGUAUUUUAUAUUUAUAUAUUUUUUGAGAGCUUUUGUCUGGAUGGUGUGCAGGAAUUGCACGAAAAAUAAUUGGUGAAAUAUUCAACAAGAUCGAUCAUGUGUUUAAUCUCGUAGAUUUUGUUAGAUAGUUCAGAUUUUAUAUCGAUCAAUAGCAUCUCGCACGAAUAUUCGGAAAUUUGUAUCGGUGUACGACGAACAUUUUUUAAUUUGUUAUUUACAUGUAAUUAUAUUUUUCGCUAUGAAACUCUGUAAUUUGGAAUAAUCCAAUUAUAAUGUGUAGGUAUCGUGGCACAAGCUUUUGCGUAACUUUUGUGCUUUGUAGUUUUUUGUAUCAACAUAUGAUGUAUCAUUAAAUAAAAUGUAUUGCAGUUAAUUAACCAAUUGGAUAAGAGAAGAAUUACAAUGUAUAGAGAAUAAAAGGCAUGCAGAAGGAGAAUCAUACAAGGUACCGGGUCUCCUUCUUAGAGAAAAUUAACAAACGGUUUUGUUCGUGCCUGAGCAUUAUGAAAAUUGUAAAGCUUUAAAAGCAGCUUAAACGAUGUAAAAACGGAAAAUAACGGAUACAUUCGUAAAAUUCAGGGCUCCUUCGUUGCCUUAUUAAGGUUCCUAACACGUAUACACACGCGCAGCCCAACCCAAAAACUACAGAAGGCGACGCUGGGUAAACCAUAGUUAGUAAUGGAACAAGAGAAAACGCUAAGAGGAAACGCUAAUUGAUGUAAUUUAGUGAUCGAUGUACAUACAUAUAUCUUUUAUAGUAAUUUUACAUUGAUUGAAAUGGAAACAAUUACACAGGGAUGUGCCAGGUUUCCGCGGUCAUCCUUUUCUCUCUUUCUCUCUUUUUUUUUUUUGUCUAUUAUUUUGUUAUCCAUUUCCAUUUUACAUUGAAUUUUAAACGAGAAAUAACGUUUACUUCCGAUUCGCUCGAGUAAUCGUUAAUUAAUUUGCAUUUGCUAACGAACUGGAUCGUAAUGUCGUUUAAGAGGUUGGUGCCCGAGUACGUAGCACUAGCGAUUGGAUUAUGCGAAAUCUAUCGCACACGGAGGGGAAAAGAACCACGUGUGUGGUGCAUAACACAAUCUCAGUCGAUGAAUGUAGUUUCAUUUCAAAUAUAGCUAUAUGCAUAUAUUUAAUUUAUUUAGCUAUAUAAAUAUAGCUAUACAUUAUGUAGUUUACCGACAGCCAGGGCACCGCGUUAUUAAUAGUACUAAUGAUAAAUAAGAUAGAAAACUUCUAAAUAAAUAACCUUAAAGUGGUAACGUACGAAAGUACCUACGUAUGUGCGCACGCUCGAGACGUAUCGCGUACCGGCUGAUAGUACUUGUAUCAAAGUUAUCUGCUCCUUCCUAGUACGAUCCGGCGUAUAUUCGUUAACGAAAUUCACGCAACGCGAUGUUGUUGCACGUAUAUGUAUGUGUUUAAGAGGCGUUAGUUUCGUGCGUCUUUGUCGGCGAACACCUCCAGCGUACGAGUGUGGAGCACGAAACAAUCGUAACGCUUCGCGUCAUGCGAAACAAGUAUUUCAUUCGCGCGAGUGUUGUGUUUAGAAACGGAUUACGAGCCAGAAAAAAGGUUGAGUAGGACGAUUAUCGUUGUAUCUCAAAGGUGUUUACCUUUGAUUCUGUGAACGAGUGUACCAUGAUUCUUCGUACAAUCGCUUCUUAACUGGACGUUGAUAAGGUGCACGGUUGGUGCUCCACGCUCUGAUGCUCGAAGCGCGAGUAGCCUUACGUCGUACGAAAUGAACACACUUCGAUGUAUAACUUUACGAUACAGAGUGCUUAGAUUUAUGAAGUGCGACAGUUUUUAAACGCAGGAAACACGAAGUAAAAAGUAUAAUAGCAACACUAUUUUUUGCACCGGUAGAAACGAAAACAAAGAACAGUGGAGGUGAAGGUGUGCAAGUGUAAUAUAGAGGAUGCGUCGUAUUGGUGUGUAUGCGCGCGCGCGCGCGCGCGCGUGCGAAUCGUGUGAAAGAAACGGUGGCUAGGAACUCGGGAAUCAUCGGAGGAUAGAAGAAUCGAGAAACGAGUAGGGAAGGAAAACCGUAGGAGAAGAGUAAAGAGUAGAACGAGAUACAGAAGAGACGAGAGGGGGGAGAGAGACGGUUGUUGCUGUCGAGUUCAGAUACUCUGAUACCGAUAGAGAUACUCUGGCGUCCAAUGCUACUGAGUAAACGAACCAAGUAAUCGCGAUUUAUUUAUUUUGAAAAGAGAGUUAAAUAAAAUAAAACAAUAGCCACGAGAUGCCUUCGAUGCAGCAAAUGUUUGAUGCCCUGAGCAAACAAGAAUACGUGCGCGUUAAAGACGCAACGCCGCAAAUAGGUUGGAAAAUUGCGUAAUCUGUGAAAUUUAGAUAAAUAUUAUGAAAACACAUCGACUCGGAAAAAAACGUUUGCGAUUGAAAGUUAACCGAAGGUGACGUCACGUAUGCUUACAUACUUGUACGACGACUACUUGUAAUAACGAUUUUUUGUGAACGUACCUCAAAGGAAACUCCAAUAGAUUAUAUGAUAAUAUUCGUCGGUGAAUGUUGUAAAUAUUAAGAAGCGUUCGAGUCGUAGCGUUGGUCGAAUUGUGUGUCGAAUAAAAAAAUCAAGUAAUAUUUCAUCAAAGUAUAUUACAACAUUGCAUUUCGACUUCGACAGAUGAUUUAAUUGAUUGUCUCUCGUAUCGCUGUAGUUUGCGUGCAACGAUUUCUAAUAAUAAUAAUAAUAAUAAUAAUACAAUAAUAAUAAUAAUAAUAAUAAUAAUAAUAAUAAUAAUAAUAAUAAUAAUUACACGAAGAAACGCUAAAUUAACCGAGAAGUUUAAAGUUCGCAAUUAGUCGAUGCGUACAAUUGGACGAUCCGUUCGAAACGAUCUCGUAACAUCGAUUAAUUUGAAAAAAUCGAUACAAGCAACUACUUUGCCUUUUCUUUUUCGAACAAGAAUAUUACCGAUACUAUCGUACACGUAUAUUUGAUACACGGUCGAUUGGCCGUCGAACGUAUCGUAUAAAUAUCAUUGUACCUAUUCGCUUAGGAACGUGGCUUUUAAGCAACAGCAACGCUGAUUCUGUCGAGUGUUUUCGGACGCGUUCCACGUUAGUAUCAGCGUGCGCGAUUCAUUUCGGUACAAUAAGUUACGCGUGUAACGUUUCGCGUUAAACUUCGGUCGUUUUAAAUGGAAAAUGAGAUAAGGAAAUGGCUGUUUUCAAACGUUCGAGCGUAGAUCGUACUUUGUCCAAACUAGAGCUAUCCGUUACUCUGUUGUUCUUUUUAUUUUCGUUUGAUCGCGCUCCAUUGAAUCGAUAAGAAGUAAGUUUGUCAGGGUUCGCAUAACGUUCCGAUGCAUCGACACCCGGCGUCCUAUCGAAAAACGAUUGACAGAGAAUUCGUUGACGAAAGAUUCGUCACGCGACGAAUUACACGUAUGAUGCGAAAUGCAAGCAAAUCAGCGAAUUCAGCGAUAUUUGAAAACUGUCUCGUCUCGAUCGAACGCCACGUUUGCGUAGCUUUGAAAUUUUGUAAUCGAACGAUCCGUAUUUCCAGACGAAUCCACUCUUCUCGUCGCAAAUCUCUAUUUCUCUUUUCGCCGAUAUAUCCUCGUUUGUUCAAUCGAUCGAAUCAGCUUCUCGUGUGUCGAUAAUUGCCGUCUUAUAUUCCUAAUAGGUUACGUGUCAAUAAAUAAAGUAAUCAUUUUCACAAUACUUUAAAUCUCGUGAUAUAUCUUCAACGAAAGAAUUAUUCGGAAUAUUCGAUUAGACGAAACGAACGAUUACGCGAAAAUCCUUGGCGCUAUGAUUUUCUCUUGGAUGCGUUUUACUUUAUUCGUUUCCGAUUGUAUGGUAAUUUCGAUCGUACGUGAUAUCUUACGGCUUGCGAUCGAUCAUCGUCUUUUUCGUCUAACGAUUUUGUUGAAAUUCACGCGUGAAAAAUUGAAAACCGCGUUGAAAGAGGUAGGUGUGUGUAAAUCUAGUUGCAGCAGCCUUGUAUCAUAAAAUUUAUUUUCGAAUGUCGUUGUCACGAAGUCGAAUGAAAAAUAUUUCCAGUCGAAUUUCUCAAAGUAUACAUAUAUAUAAACGGGAAUGUGUUAUGUCCGGCUAACAUAGGGGAAAGAAAGAAAGGACGUUGUGGUAGAGAAGAAUAUUUACAUUUUUUCUGCUUCGGUAGUUUUACGCGUUAAAGUAAAUAAGGGCUUGAUAUCGAUAACAUAGUUUGAAAAGAAAAACAUUAAAAGAGGUAAAAUUCGUCUAAAUAGAAUGUUUAUUAUUUAUAUUACAUACCUAUAUUACACAUGACGUAAUUUUACGUCAACGGCUGUGAACGCGUCGAAUCACGCACUGCAUCGUCGGAAUCACAACAAUCGUUGCAACAUUGUACUUUUCGCAUCGGAACUUUUAUUCGACUCGCUGUCUCUUUCCUAGCGACGUUCUCCCGUUAGAGACAUCAUCGCAGCUAUCCGAUUCGAUAUUCCAAACCACCGUGAUAUAUCGAUACAGGUGAUACGAAGUAAAUCGCUCUAUACUAUCAUUGCGCAUGAAAAAUAAAUAAUUAAAUAAGACAGGAUGCAAGGCGAUGACCGAGGAGUGUUUCGUCCUAUCGUUCGUUUUUACCGUGUGAUUUCUAUUCGCGUCCUCGUUUGCAUUCACGAUCAUCCCGAUUGAUUUUCCACGUCUGCGUUCAAACGAAUAAGACGAACACGAACUCGAAAUCGCAGAGCCGGUCGAACGUUUUCGUUUAUUCCAACGGUAAGUUUGCGCGAUUUGAUCGAGGGUUUGACAUGCAGCAGUUUCGCAAACAGAAACGGGGAAAUAUAGGCGACAUACGAAGUGGAAUGCUGCUUCUCAUGCGCGAUAUAUUACAGUGUAAUUAUAGAUAUUGUCGUUAAUAAAUUGUUUUUUAUUUUA
Molecule: messenger RNA, 9496 nt
Organism: Bombus terrestris (buff-tailed bumblebee)
Lineage: Eukaryota; Metazoa; Arthropoda; Insecta; Hymenoptera; Apidae
Gene: trc
Product: serine/threonine-protein kinase tricornered
Exons: 10
Coding region: 1973-3703 (576 amino acids)
Biological process (GO): intracellular signal transduction; peptidyl-serine phosphorylation
Molecular function (GO): ATP binding; protein serine/threonine kinase activity
Source: RefSeq, a predicted model, not a curated record